Messenger RNA from Cladophialophora bantiana CBS 173.52, 453 nucleotides. RefSeq lists its product as uncharacterized. The record is from RefSeq and is a predicted model, not a curated record. Bases 1 to 453 code for a protein of 150 amino acids. The transcript has a single exon. NCBI's taxonomy places the organism in Eukaryota, Fungi, Ascomycota, Eurotiomycetes, Chaetothyriales, Herpotrichiellaceae.
AUGUCAAAUAUCCUCCGAAAACUCUCCCCCGAGCUGGACUCAUUCUACGAACCCCCUUCUCUCACUGGGACGAACGUAAAUCCCGUCUCUCAACCAGCUAUCCGCCACUCUGAGUCCUCCUCUGCAAUCUCCAGCAGUUAUCUGUCGUCUCUCCUACAUCCUGACGACACAUAUAAGCCUCUCGUCCCGCUACCGGACUUUUCUCUUUAUUCAUACACAUACAUCCGAUCGUCCAGAAAAUGCACAGCACUAGCCGUGACCGCAGCACUUGGAGAAGUGGGCAACACCACCAAACCGAGGAAGGAAAAGAAGGGAUUUGAAAGUCAAAACCACGGGAGCCUGCUGAGUUGGGUUGGAACCACUUGCAAUCUACACGGAUACCAGCAAUCCAUACCUGGGGAAUCUGGAGGGGUCGCCUUUCUCCUCCUCUUUAUGUUUGGCCGUACAGAAUAG